AUGAAAGAUGACGAGAUACUCAUUUUAUGUGACUUUUCGGAGAAUUUUGAAUGUAAAUAUAGUGAAGAAGUCCAAUCAAUGCACUUUGGUGCCUCCAAAAACACGAUCACUUUACAUUGUGGUGUAAUUUUUUGGAAAAAUCUAUCCCAAUCAUUUGUAUCUGUUUCAGAUAACAAUUGCCAUGAGCCGAAUACCAUCUGGGCACACUUGAUACCAGUUAUCAAACUUGCAAAAGAAAUGAACCCUCAUAUCAAAGUUAUACACUUUUUUUCAGACGGCCCAUGCAGCCAGUACCGUCAAAAAAAGAACUUUUAUCUUUUGAGUUUAUUCACCCCAAAAUUGAAACUAUCAUAUUCAACAUGGUCAUUUUCGGAGGCAGGUCAUGCCAAAAGUAUGGCAGAUGGGACUGGGGGUGCCGUUAAGAGACAAUUGUAUAAAAGGAUUUCUUAUGGUCAUGAUGUUACUAACGCCACUGAAGCAUUUCAAAUUUUAGAGAACAGCAUGAAGACAGUAAAGUGCUUUUACAUAAGUAAUCAAGAUAUUGAAAACAUGAACCAACUUAUUCCCAACGGCAUUGAAGCUGUUCCUGGUACAAUGCAAUUGCAUCAAAUAUCAUCUACACAAUGUAACCAGAUUAAAUAUCGGCAACUGAGUUGUUUUUGUGGGGAAUAUCGUGGUUUGUGCAGUUGCUAUUAUCCCAAAAUACAUAAUUUUGUUAAACCAUCAAAAGAAACUGCCGAAUUGAGUGUUGAGGCCUUAAUAGUUCCUGGGACGUCAAAAGACAACAUGAACGUUACUCCUUGUUAUUUGAGCCUAAGCAUUGUGCCCCACAAAAUGAAUACGGCAAUUGAUUAUGAAUUUCCAGAAAAUACCCGACAGAUAAGCAGUUCCCCUAUUGAGGUUAUUUCUGAUCACAUGCUCCAAGAUUUAGAAACAUACCAAAGUGAUAAUGAAGAAAACAUAAAUUUUGAUUUCCAUGUGGGUCAAAUGGAUGAAACUCCAAUUUAUUCCCUAGAAGAUAGCUAUAUUUCUGGACCACUCAUAGAGAUAACUUCUCUGACCGAUAAUCAGAGAUUAGUCGAACCUAAAUCUGAUAGCAUAAUUCCAAUCCUGGAAAGUUCAUGCAUGACAGCUUCAGAUCACGUUCUUGGUAAUACCCAAAAUAAACAGCUCAAAGAGAAUCUUGCAUCUCUUGGAUGUCAGCCCUCUAAGAAGAGAAAAAUAAAUAUAUCGAACGACAACAAACAUAACGGAAAAGAAUUUAAGUCAUCAAGGACUUUUUUGUGCUCUAUUUGCAAGGAGCGUCAGCCUUUUGUUAUACAAAGAAUGGUAAAAUGUAAUGCAUGUAAAAAUUGGGUUUGCCUGAUAUGUAGCGGAACAACCUUUUUUGACUACGUUUGUUCGAUUUGUCUUGGGACUGAUGAAUAG
Molecule: messenger RNA, 1428 nt
Organism: Parnassius mnemosyne (clouded apollo)
Lineage: Eukaryota; Metazoa; Arthropoda; Insecta; Lepidoptera; Papilionidae
Source: the annotation of a GenBank genome assembly